UAAUACUAUGGUAAUACACAUGGGAACAUUACGUCACCAUAUCCUCACUGACAGAACAGUCCACUGAAGAACUAACGGGAGUAGGCUACGGGACUUACUGAGUUUUGUGUGGGUGUUGUGAAUGAUAUUUAGGAUUGCAACGGUGAAUCAUAUCCAGACGACUGGAUGGGAAAAAACAUCCUAUAGGUUGUGGGGACUCGGGAGAUCAGUUUCUGGAUUUGGAGUUAAAUGUUUAGGCCUGGGUGACUUGCUACAGUUCUUUUGUCAGGAGUAGGUGAGAUAGCAGCACCAUUUCAUGUGUGAGGAGUGGGUUAAUAUCUAAGGUACAGAUUUGUAUGUGUUGGAUAGUUUAGUUGGAGAUUUCUGGGGACGGGAUUAGUCAAUACAGGUGGAUGCUGGAGACUGGUUAGUGUAGCUUCAGGUGUGAGGGGCACACACUCGGAGAAAUGAGCACAGGAAAGCCCAGCGGCCUCAAACCCCCCUCCAAGAUCAGCAGGCCGGGGCCCCCUGCCAAGACUUCACCCUCCUCUGUGGGUUCUAAGGCGGUGCCCCCUUCCAGCAGUGGCUCACCUGCCCCCCAGGACUCCCCGACAGUCGGUGACUUCCACGUUGGUGAGCGUGUUUGGGUGAACGGUAACAAGGCUGGCUAUGUGCAUUUUGUCGGAGGAACCCAGUUCGCGCCCGGCCAGUGGGCGGGCAUCGUUCUGGAUGAGCCCAUCGGUAAGAACGAUGGCUCUGUGGCGGGCGUACGCUACUUCCAGUGUGAGGAUCAGCGCGGAAUCUUCACCCGCCCCUCCAAGCUGUCCCGCACACAAGUGGCAGAGCCAGAUGCCAACGGUGCCCCGGCGACACCCAAGCAGGCUGUCCCUGCUGCCAGUGCCUCUGCUGCCACUGCCGCCACACCUGCCACCCCUAUCACACCUGCCUCCGGGGUUAAGGCUGGCUUGAAAGCAAGCGAGUCAGUCUCCAAUCUGUCUGAGACAGACUCCACCAAGGCUAAACGAGUACUGAAGUUGGGGGACAGAGUCCUGGUGGGUGGAACUAAGGCGGGUGUGGUGCGUUUCCUGGGUGAGACGGAAUUUGCUAAGGGUGACUGGUGUGGUGUGGAACUGGACGAACCGCUGGGGAAGAAUGAUGGUGCUGUAGCUGGUAGCAGGUACUUUCAGUGCCAGCCCCGGUACGGGCUGUUUGCUCCCACGCACAAGGUGACGCGUAUUGGCUUCCCCUGCACCAGCCUGUCCAAGAGCAUGAGCAGGAGGGCGGGGCUCCGGCGCAGCCCCAGCGGCUCCUCAGCCAGUUCCCUUAGCUCCCUCGCCUCCUCCACCGGGGGCAAGCCCAGCAGAGCGGGCCUGCUGACAGAGACAUCGGCACGGUAUGCACGUAAGAUUUCGGGCACAACGGCGUUGCAGGAGGCCCUGAAGGAGAAGCAGCAGCACAUCGAGCAGCUGCUGGCCGAGCGUGACCUCGAGAGGAACGAGGUCGCCAAGGCAACGAGCCACGCUGGGGAGGUGCAGCAGGAGUUGGCGCUCCUCAUGCAGGGCCAGAAACAGUAUGCGGUUGAGAUGGAGGCUAAGCUGGACCAGCUGAGGAGGAUGGUGGAGACUGCAGAUCGGGAUAAAGUAGAGCUCCUCAAUCAGCUGGAGGAGGAGAAGAGGAGAGUUGAAGACCUUCAGUUCCGUGUAGAAGAAGCUUGCAUUACCAAAGGUGACCUUGAGACGCAGACCAAACUGGAGCAUGCCCACAUAAAGGAACUCGAACAGAGCCUGCUCUUUGAAAAGACCAAAGCUGACAAACUCCAGAGAGAGUUAGAAGACACUAGGCUGGCCACCGUGUCGGAGCGCUCGCGCAUUAUGGAGCUGCAGCAGGAAGUGACCGACCUGCAGCAGAGGCUGGCAGCCGCACAAGCCGCCGGGGGACCGGACUCCCCACCAGCUCAGGACAAAAAGGUGAAGGAGCUGUCGUGCGAGCUGGAGGGGAAACAGAAGGAGGUGACGUCCCUCCAGCAGAGGCUCAGCUCCGCGGAGCACGAGAGGACCACCCUGCAGGAGCAGCUCAGCAGCCUGAGAGAAAAACUUGAUGAAACAUCCCUAGAAAACCAGAAGACUGCCAAGAGUAUGCAAGAGUUGGAGCAGAGCCUGACUGAGGAGCGGGAGCGGCGGGAUGGAGAGGAGGAGGCGCGGAGAGAGGAGCACCAGCAGGAGGUGAAGCAGCUGCAGGAGAGAGCUCAGGCUGCAGAGGAGCAGCUGCAGGUGUACAAGGCCCAGGAGACAGAGUCAGCGAAGAGCCUUUCUCAGGCCCUGGAGACCAUGACCCAGGAGAAGAAGGAGAUGCAGCAACAGCUGGAGGCUCUGAAACAGAAGAACUGUGAGUACCAGCAGGAGCUCAGCCUCUCGCAGGAGAAGCUCAGUGUGGAGAGCCAUCGCAUCGGCAGCCUGAGCCGAGAGAUUGAGGAGCUGAAGCUUGCAACCAAUCAAAAGAGCCAGCGUCUGGCGGCGCUCCAGGAUGAGAACGGGAAGCUGGCCCACGAGCUUGACCUGAGCCGGCUCGAGGGCCACGCCCACAAGAAGAUUGAAGAUAAGCUCUCCAACAACCAGCUGGAGAUCUCUGAGAGGGACAACUCCAAUGCUUUGAUGACGGACAAGGACAGAGAGUUACAGACGCUUAGAAAUGAGAUUGCCCUGCUGCGCGGUGAGCGUGCCGUGGCGGAGACGCUGCGCACGGCCGUAGAGACCCUGGAGAAGGACAAGGCCCAGCUGCAGAACCGUGUCCGCAGCCUGGAGCAGCGGCUCACUGGAGAGCCAACAGCAGCGGGCGACAAAACACCCUCAGGUGAUGCUGCCCUUGACCAGCUACGGGAGGAGAAAGAGUUUGCUGAGGGACAGAUAAACUUCCUGAACUCGGUCAUUGUAGACCUCCAGCGAAAGAAUGAGGAUCUUAAAGGGAAGCUGAAGAAGAUGGCCUUGGCUGAGUUCAAUGGGAAUGAUGAAGACGAUGGCUUAAGAGAAAGGAAGUCCAAGAAGAAGGCACCUCCUCGGGUGUUCUGCGACAUCUGUGACUGUUUCGACCAGCACGACACAGAAGACUGCCCUACCCAAGCCCAAUCACCUGACACACCACCCCACACCACCUACCAUGGCCGGCGCUCGGCUGAGAGACCCUACUGCGACAUCUGUGAGGCGUUCGGACACGCCACAGACUCCUGCAAUGACGACCAAACUUUCUAGAGACAAACAUUCCAUCCAGAUCUUCUAGAGUACACCAUUCCUGCCUGGGAACAGGCACUGCACAUUCCGUUUUCCCUCUGAUCCUUUCAUAUUUAUCAGUGUACGUUCUUUGUACGUA
This is a messenger RNA of Alosa sapidissima (American shad), 3342 nucleotides long. RefSeq names its product CAP-GLY domain containing linker protein 1b (gene clip1b). The record is from RefSeq and is a predicted model, not a curated record. Gene Ontology annotation, molecular function: microtubule plus-end binding. The coding region runs from base 447 to 3224 and encodes 925 amino acids. Gene Ontology annotation, cellular component: microtubule plus-end; cytoplasm; nucleus. Gene Ontology annotation, biological process: cytoplasmic microtubule organization; positive regulation of microtubule polymerization. The transcript is spliced from 22 exons. Lineage: Eukaryota; Metazoa; Chordata; Actinopteri; Clupeiformes; Clupeidae.